This is a messenger RNA of Daucus carota subsp. sativus, 1907 nucleotides long. Its product is annotated as AP2-like ethylene-responsive transcription factor CRL5. The coding region runs from base 135 to 1757 and encodes 540 amino acids. Gene Ontology annotation, biological process: regulation of DNA-templated transcription. The record is from RefSeq and is a predicted model, not a curated record. Lineage: Eukaryota; Viridiplantae; Streptophyta; Magnoliopsida; Apiales; Apiaceae. The transcript has 8 exons. Gene Ontology annotation, molecular function: DNA-binding transcription factor activity; DNA binding.
AUUUCUCUGCAGCCAACUACAAGUUCUCAGUUGAUUUAAGCAAAAAGAUAAGUGCUUAGAUUUUCUUAUAUCAUUAGAAUAUCUAACAAAAGAGUUCUUGAAACCAAAAUAAGUCAAAAAAAGAAGAAACUAAGAUGAACUCUAGUAACAGUAAUAGUAGUGCUCCAAACUGGCUAGGUUUCUCCCUAUCACCUCAUCUGAAGACUGAGGAUCAUUAUCAACCUGCUGCUGCAGCUCAUAAUGUUUCUGCAAGCCUCUACAUCUCAGCAUCUUCUAAUGGUAUGGUGUCAAGUUCUUCCCCAAGAUUGGAGAAUUUCUUAGGAGGAGGGCAUCAUCAAUAUGAAAGUGGUAUAGAAAAGUAUCACUCUCUUGACAUUAUUCAGCAGCCCUUUAGUACACAAGAAGAGAUGCAAUACCUUUCUGGCCUAACUAGCCAGAAUAUAAUGUAUCAAACCUUGCCACAAGGAGAACACAGAGAAGAAGGCCAGGUUGGGGACUGGAUUCUGGGCCAGCAUAUGAUUUCCUCUGGCCUGAUUGUUGAUGUUGGUUCUGGUUCUGUUGGGUCAAUGGGCUGUGGGGAUUUACAGUCUUUGAGCUUGUCUAUGAGCCCUGGCUCUCAGUCAAGCUGUGUGACAGCAUCAAGGCAGAUCUCACCCACUGGCACUGUGUGUUUGGCCAUGGAGACAAAGAAGAGAGGAUCUGAAAAGAUGGGUACCAAGCAGCCCUCUCAUAGAAAGUCAUUGGAUGCAUUUGGGCAGAGAACAUCUCAGUAUAGAGGUGUCACAAGGCAUAGAUGGACUGGUAGAUAUGAAGCACAUUUGUGGGACAAUAGUUGCAAGAAAGAGGGGCAAACAAGGAAAGGAAGGCAAGGGGGUUAUGAUAUGGAAGAGAAAGCCGCAAGAGCCUAUGACUGUGCUGCUCUUAAGUAUUGGGGAGUUGCAACACAUAUAAAUUUCCAGUUGGAAAAUUACCAGCAGCAGCUCGAGGAAAUGAAAAAUAUGACCCGUCAGGAAUACGUUGCCCAUCUAAGAAGGAGAAGCAGCGGUUUCUCCAGGGGAGCGUCGAUGUACAGAGGGGUGACCAGGCAUCAUCAGCAUGGAAGAUGGCAAGCUAGGAUUGGCCGCGUUGCAGGAAACAAAGAUCUUUAUCUCGGGACAUUCAGUACCCAAGAAGAAGCUGCAGAAGCUUAUGACAUAGCUGCAAUCAAAUUCCGCGGGGUGAAUGCUGUCACAAACUUUGACAUAACACGAUACGAUGUGGAGAAAAUUAUGGCAAGCAAUACUUUGCUUGCUGGAGAGCUUGCAAGGCGUAACAAAGACAGAGAGACCACCAAUGACGCGAUCACUACAUUUGUUAGCCCGAUGAAAACUAAUAAUGAGGAAGGUAUCCAACAGGGGCAAAAUCCAAGCGUUUUGGAUUGGAAAGUGAUGCAGCAAAAACAAAAUGCUGCUGGACAGCAUUACAAGGACUCCGCUUUCUCAAUGGCCUUACAGAACCUGAUUGGCAGUGAGACGAACUCGAGUCAACUAAUAGGCAAUCAAGCAACUAAGAUCAACAACCACCAUUUGUCAACCCCUUCUUCUUUGGUCACAAGCUUGAGUAGUUCCAGAGAAGGGAGUCCUGAGAAAUCAGGCGCCGCGGUGAUACCCUUUGCGACGCCAUCCAUCUAUAGUUCUUGGAUCACUUCAUCUCAGUCAAGAGCAGCUCAAAUUUCUGCAGCUAACUUGCCAGUUUUUGCUGCCUGGAAUAGCUCUUAGAGGGUUUUGUCGCUUGUUGCAUGUGAAGGUUUUGCAUGAGGCAGAAAAAAGAGAAAAUUGAAAGAAAUGUUUGGUACGAUCUGUAGGAUGAUUAGUCCUAGUGGAGGACAUAGUGGGGCCGGUUAAUAUGUAAACCAUGUGAUUGGGAAC